Helicoverpa armigera (cotton bollworm) is the source of this 1921-nucleotide messenger RNA. RefSeq names its product stabilizer of axonemal microtubules 1. Bases 210 to 1772 code for a protein of 520 amino acids. The record is from RefSeq and is a predicted model, not a curated record. Gene Ontology annotation, cellular component: ciliary basal body; axonemal microtubule; sperm flagellum. Gene Ontology annotation, molecular function: microtubule binding. NCBI's taxonomy places the organism in Eukaryota, Metazoa, Arthropoda, Insecta, Lepidoptera, Noctuidae. The transcript has 13 exons.
CUACUUUUCGAAUUAAGAACUCAACCAACCUGAAAUUAAAAAAAAGUCCUAAACAAAUGACAACUUUCAAAUCUGUCAUUUUUCUAUGAUCCAUUUUUAGACUGAAAUGUUUUUAUAAAUUCUUUUCAGUUAAUUUUCAUAUUAGAUUUUAGUUUAUAUUUAACAUUUUUUUUAUACAGUGGACUUAGAAUAAGGAUUAUAACAAAAUUAUGCCUGAGUGCUGUGUGCCGUGCCCAGCGGCGGCGCCUUGUGCCCCUUCCGCGGGCAUCAAAUCAGGACUACGGGAUGGAAAGCCCAUCGACGGCAAGCAAGAACACCCCUGUCCCUGCAGGACUUGCUGCUGUGGAAAACCUCCUAUCGUCAAACCAUGCUACAAACAACCUCGAAUCCCGGAGUCGUAUGCCCCGCGUCGCUGCUACAUGCGCCCCACUGCGCCAGUGGAGUCAUGCACUACUUACAAGCUAUCCUAUCUGCCGGUGGAUGGUUGCCGCAACCUGAGGGGUGAGGCUCGCCGUCCCCCUGCCAACCUCGUGCCUAGCUGCGAGCCUAUGGAGGGAUGCACUGUGCAGAAGCUCUCAUAUUUGCCGAAUCCGACAUGCGUGACGCAGCCGAUUCGUCCAUGCCACCACGACAUGUGGGGGCAAGGCCCUAUGCAGAACCUCACGACGCAGCGACACGACUACGUGCCGAAGCCCUGCGUACUAAGGGAGAGCUGCAAGCCGCCGGCGAAGUUCCAUUGCGUUGAACAGCCUUUUGAGAACCGCACAAUAAACAAGUUGUCGUAUCUACCGCCGGAGAGGAUCGAGCCGACGAAGUCGUUUGCGCCGGAGCGCUGCUACGAGAAACCUGCAGCUAAGAUGGAAGGCACCACAACGCAGAAAAUGAGCUAUAUGCCGAACCAGAUUCUUCCCAAAGAGCCGUUGCCAUGGGCCUGCAAAGGGCAAUAUCAGAAGCCUUGUCAGAAACUGGACGCGAAUACCACCUAUACCAUGAGUUACCUGGACGCGGCGAGUGAUUGCCGUCGGCGCGCCAUCAUUCCUGAUAGCUGUAACAACCCCGUCACCUCGUCCAAGAGAUUCGAAACUCAGACUAUUUAUAAGAAUAGUUACUUGCCGACGAAGUGCCCCAUCCCUACGCCGAUCAGGCCUCCGUCGAAUCUCGUCCCGUCCACCGCUCAAAUGGAAGGUGAUACUGUACAAAAGCUAUCGUACCUCCCGAAUCCCACAUGCGUGACGCAGCCGAUCAGACCGUGUCACCACGACAUGUGGGGGCAAGGCCCCAUGCAGAACCUCACGACGCAGAGACACGACUACGUGCCGAAGCCCUGCGCCAUCAGGGAAUCCUGCAAGCCGCCGGCAAAGUUCCAUUGCGUUGAACAGCCGUUUGAGAACCGGACCAUCAACCGCAUGUCGUUCUUGGAUCCUGGCCGAUGUGCGAUACCAGAGUCCUACGCUCCGCUCAAGUGCUAUGAGAAGCCAGCAGCUAAAAUGGAGUCGACAACGACACAGAAGAUGUCGUACCAGCCGGUCUGUGUGCCACAGCCGCAGAGGCCGCCGUGGGCAUGCAAGGGACAGUACCAGAAACCAUGCCAAAAGUUGGAAGGCACAACUAUUUAUCGGUCAUCGUUCCUGCCUCCCGGUGAAGACUGCACUGAAUACAUGGAUCCGUGCCAGUACGGCGAUUGCAAACCUUGUGACUGCAUUUGCCCCGCGACGUGUAUAACAACGGACCCGUGCGCAUGCAACUUCCCUAAAGCGGCGUGCUGCUCGUAGCGGCCAUUUUGAACAGCGUUCCAAAUUCAAGCGUAGACAAGAUGGCGCCCAUUCGACCGUUGAGCUUUUAAAUCAGGCGGGAAGCCUAUAUGUGAUCAUCGGUACUUCGGAAGUACGAACAAAUCAUGAGUAUUUUUUGUAAUUAUUAC